Messenger RNA from Etheostoma spectabile (orangethroat darter), 2492 nucleotides. RefSeq names its product v-rel avian reticuloendotheliosis viral oncogene homolog B (gene relb). Gene Ontology annotation, cellular component: cytoplasm; nucleus. Lineage: Eukaryota; Metazoa; Chordata; Actinopteri; Perciformes; Percidae. Gene Ontology annotation, molecular function: RNA polymerase II cis-regulatory region sequence-specific DNA binding; DNA-binding transcription factor activity, RNA polymerase II-specific. Gene Ontology annotation, biological process: inflammatory response; innate immune response; response to cytokine. The coding region runs from base 342 to 2135 and encodes 597 amino acids. The record is from RefSeq and is a predicted model, not a curated record. The transcript is spliced from 11 exons.
AACAUUUAGGCUGUAGCAUGGUACCUGCUGUCCCCCAUGUGGUGGUUCCCCUAUGGGAGGUGAUGUGACGUUCAGGGGAUUUCCACACCCAAUGCCAGCCAAUCAGAGCGGGGCAGCUGCGGAAACACAAAACUGAGGCAAACUAAUCUUCAGACAUCAUACGACACAUGGCGUCAAGUCCUGUUAACAGUUUUUCACGGGUAGGUACAGACACUCGGAGCUGGUUUGUAGCCUGACGAGUCUUUAACGUAACUUUCCAACAUAGAGAGACGAUUGGACCCUGAAUAGACUACCGGAAAUAAUCCGUUUGGAAAUAAUUCAAGGACACGCCGUCAGAGUUCAUGGUCUUUAAGGACUCCUUGCAUGCGAUGAAAGACAUGGAUAUCUUCAACGGUAUCUCUGAGACGCGAGGACCGUCAGACUUUGACCUCAUUGAGGAAAUCAUCACAGAAGAGGGAGAGCGGUCGCGUGCCUCCCUCCCUAGACCUCCGGCCCCCCCUGCUGACCUCCUCUGUCAGAACCACAGGAUGCCCACCCAGAGCCCCCCACUGCCAUCCCAGCCCAUCCUGGUGGCGAGAGGCACUGCCUGUCAGCCGACCUGCACCUUCCCUCAGCCCCAGCAGCAGACGCGCACUCUUGGAGAGAUGGCUCAUUCUUCUCGGGGAGCCGCCUCUCCGACUGGUACUUCUCGGCGAGGUCGAGGCUCUAAGAGCUCCGGCUGCAUUUCCUCUCAGAGCCGCGGAGACGACAUCGAGAUGCUGGAGCGGCUUCUGAAUAAGCCCAAGCUGGUGGUGGUGGAGGAGCCCAAGGAGAGAGGCAUGAGGUUUCGCUAUGAAUGUGAGGGGCGCUCGGCCGGCAGCAUCCUGGGGGCAUCCAGCACCGAAACCAACAAGAGUCAGCCUACCAUAGAGAUUCAAGGUCCCAUUGACCACUUAAAGAGGGCCACAGUCACAGUUUCCUUGGUGACCAAAGACCCCCCACACCGGCCUCACCCCCACUGCCUUGUGGGUAAAGACUGCCCAAACGGUUCAGGAAUCUGCAGGGUCACGCUCAAUCCACACAGCAACCGACGUCACAGCUUUGCUAACCUCGGUGUCCAGUGUGUGAGGAGGAAAGAGCUGGAUAUUUCACUUGAGAAGAGAAGAAGCCAAAAUAUUGACCCCUUUCAAACUGGUCACUCAAAGGGCAUUGAAGACAUGGACAUGAAUGCUGUGCGUCUGUGUUUUGAGUGUGAGCUUGAGUGGGACGACGGCAGAAAAGACUGUCUCAGCCCAGUGCUGUCAAAUCCCGUUUAUGACAAGAAGGCCACAACUACAUCACAGCUGAAGAUUGGCCGUUUUAACCAGUACAGAGGGUCCUGCACCGGAAAGACAGAGAUCUACAUGCUCUGUGACAAAGUUCAGAAAGAUGACAUAGAGAUCAUCUUCAGGAAAGGAUCGUGGAAGGCAAGCGGGGAGUUUGCCCAGACAGACGUACAUCGGCAGAUCGCCAUCGUGUUUAAGACUCCCCCCUACCAGGACCAGGACAUCACAGAGGAAGUUGAAGUCAGUGUGGUCCUGCGUCGCCUCUCAGACCAGAUGGAGAGCGAGUCUGUUAACUUCACGUACCUGCCACACAACCCAGAUCCCUAUGAGGUGAAGCGGAAGAGGAAGAUAAAGUCAGACAUCAGCUUCAGAGAUAAACCUUGUGUGACAGAAAGUGCACCUGCUGCGGAGCAGCCUUUCCACUUCCCAGAGCCUCAAACCAUGAUGUCUCCAGACGAGAGGCCGUGCGCUGCCCAGCCUGGGUCCUCCAUUUUAGGGGCGAUGUGUUACAACGAGCCCCAGGACUCAGACAAUGGCACCGAUGAGACGGCCAUCUUUAACCAGUUGCUGGAAAUGCCGGCAUUAUUGGACAUAAUUUUCGACCCAAGCUUCUCUUUACCCCCUGGCUUUGAGCAGGGGCCCGACCCAGCGUUUGCAAACAUGGACAUGAACUCCAACCAGAACUUUAACUUGUAUGCUCAAGACUUUUCACAUUACAACUACAGCGACUUGCAGUUCAACAUGCUUGUCAAUGAGAGCCAGACUCUGCAGCCAGAGGCACAGGACAACUCCUCCAACAUGGUUCAGGUUAAGACAGAAGAGGAGCUAUGAGGACGGGAUAGUCAGGAUCAUGAAGCUCUAGGAAUAAUUAGACAUUUUGGGAAUUUCGCUUAUUUGCUUUCUUGCCAAGAAAAAAGAAAAGAAGAUCGAUACCACUCUCACGUCUCUCACCACCAGAAUGUUAUGAAUCUUCUCAUCCACCUCUCGGCAAUAAAGUGUGUUUCCUAAAAUGUUGAAUUUAUUUUCUCCUCUGGAUUUAGAGCCAAACAAGAUUAUGUUGUCCCAAAUCCAAGGCUGCUCCGGCUGCUUGCACUGUGAAAUCUGUUUGUCCUUAAACCAUAUAUAUAUGUCUGAAGACCUUGCCGGUCAAGGCUUUAGCAACCAGGAGCAGUUUAAAAUUCCUACAUA